ACAAGGGAACAACGGAUGAUUCCAGCAAAAUCAUUAUCAUUGCAACAACACUAGGUUUUGGCGUAUUUCUUAGCAUUGUGCUUAUCGUCUUAUUGAUAAAAUACAAACGACUGAAACGGGCUCUAAAUUUAUCAUCUCCUGUCAAUAUUCCAUUGGAGACGAAUGAAACUUCACCAGAACCAUUGCCAGUUGAUGAGGUAAAUUAUUUAUGGUCACGGUGUUGGUGACACAGUGAAUGGUUAUUAUAUAUGGACCUCUAGGAAGAACAGUUUCGAACUGAUAGCGCUAUCCAAUUAAUAUAAAAAAGUUAGUUUGGUUUAGAUUUCUUUCUGUAGUAACACUGGAUCAAUAAGAGAUGACUCUUACUGGACCUCUAUAGGAAGAACAGUUUCGAACUGAUGGAGUUAUCCAAUAUAAAUAUAGUUUUAGUUUAAGUUUCCUCCUGUAGUAACACUGGACGAAUAACAGAUGAGCCUCACUGAACCUCUAGAACUGUUAGAACUACAGUAUCAAGUAAAGUUACUUUAGUUUGUACUCGAACUUCGAGGGUUAUUCUCCGUGUCUUCCAGUUUGUGUCAUAAAAAAACAACUCUUAGAAAUUAGUUGUGAGGCACGUGUAUCGCGAUCCUCUGACUCGGGUAAAUUGGACAACCACAACCUGUGUGUAAUCGUCAUUAAAUAAAUCAUAAUCAUUCUUAUAAAAAAAACAGGAAGCAGUUUACGAAACUGGCCCGAACGUCGAUCGACGGUUUUGCGAAGACGUCGCCACAAAUGCAAACGAGUCUGAAGACAUAACAGCUGAAGGUCAGUGUUACAUGAUAGCUAUUAUCAUGUAAUUUUACAUAUAUUAAAUAUUAUACGAUUAUUAUUAUACUAUAUAGCUUAUACUUAUUCAUAUUAAAUAGCUUACAUGCAUGAGUAAGCAAAUAGCUCUAAAGGUUAAAGAAAACGCCUUGUCCACAAAUAACGUCAACGGACAUGAAUGUGGUUAGAGAACUUUCUACCAACGACCACAGCAUUGCGUAUAGGAAAUGCGUCAAAAUGACAAAAUCAUCCUCUGACUCACUCUAUAAAAGUAGCUUCACGCAUCAGUGAACAUUAUUAUUAUUAGCAUUAUGAUUAGCAUUAGGAUUAGCAAUGAGCAAGGACUAAGAAAAGGAACGAGACUCAACUCUCAAGGCUGAAGACGAAGCUGCUUUAACGCGUUGAUAUUAACGUGGAAAGAAGACAACAUGGAUAUCUUGUGGUAACUGAUUUAUUACGAAUUACACUUGAACUGUUGAACCUUGCUAUCAAGUUGCAAUGCUCACUCGGACAGAUAAGUUUUAACAUAUAGCCUAAUUAACCAUAUUAUCAUAUAGCCUAAUAUAACUGUUGUUUCAGUAUAAAAUAUAUAUAUCAAAAAGUAAAAUGCUUAGAUUUACAUUCUUUUGUUGUGAGUAAACAGAACCAGAGCGGCCAGACAAAAUAGUAGGGACCGGCUCGUAACAGUCUGUAAUAUUACAGAUUAGAUAAUAUGUAACCUAUAUGGUAAUAUGUUUAAAAUUCAACUAAACUUGGUAUGUGUAAUAUUUGCUCAUUCUAAAAAGAAAUGUAAAAUAUCUUGGUCGAAAAGAAACCUGUCUUGAUAAUUGUUUUCACAGCUGUAGAACGAAGAUGAGAGUUAAUAAGAGGCAAUGAAGGUUGAAACUCUCGCUCGUGUUUUCCCGCCAACUCUUGUCGACUCUCGUGCACUCUCAUCAAUUGAGCUGAUUCAAAUUUUGAGUAGAGUUCAUGAGAGCUUUUGCUACGCUUGGUAAUAUCCAGUUAACUCUCAUCAUUUUUCAGCUGGUUCAAAUUUUGAGUAGAGUUCAUGAGAGUUUUUGCUACGCUUGGUAAUAUCCAGUUAACUCUCAUCAGUGUUCAGCUGGUUCAAAUUUUGAGUAGAGUUCAUGAGAGUUUUUGCUACGCUUGGUAAUAUCCAGUUAAUUCUCAUCAGUGUUCAGCUGGUUCAAAUUUUGAGUAGAGUUCAUGAGAGUUUUUGUUACGCUUGGUAAUAUCCAGUUAACUCUCAUCAGUGUUCAGCUGGUUCAAAUUCUGAAUACAGAUUUCAGCUAGUAUUCAAAAUGAUAUUUUUUGCACCGAAAUAAAGUCAAUAUAACAUAACAUAACAUAACAUAACACAACACAACACAACACAACACAACACAACAUAAUAUAAUUAUAUUGUUACUUGUGUUACUUGUCAAUGUCAUUUUAAUAUCAACGCGUUGUAUAUACCAGUGUAUAUACUUAGGUUAUUUAUAUACUUGUUGUGACACAUCUAGAAAACGAGAAUUUUUAUAUCGUUAUGGAGUGUGGUGCAAUAUACAUUGGUCGCACUUUUAACCUGUGGUUACUCCUAGUAAUAAUAAUAAACAACUUUGUUUCGUGAGGUUAACACAUAACAGUUAAUGCUGACAAACCAGUGGCCGUCCUAAAAUAUUCUAUCCAAUUGCAUAUUAUAUUACUAUCCUAAAAUUAUAAAUGCUGCAGUUAGCAUAGAAUAGAAUAGAGUAAAAUAUACUGGUGAGUAAAUUUUACAUAUUUACACUAAAAGAAUCCAUGUUCGCAUCAGUUCCUAUAAAAUGUUUUCUAAGUGCAUUUAUAAAAGACAAGAAAAAAAGACUUGAAAAGAAUCGAAUCUUGAUAAUUGUGUUCACUGAUAAGAGGUUAUGAAAGUUGAAACUCUCGCUCGUGUUUUACCGUCAACUUUUCAACUUUGAGCUGGUUCAAAUUUUGAUGAGAGUUUUUUCUAUACGCGCGCUAAUAUCCAGUCAACUCUCAUCAACUGUCAGAACCUCCUGUUCUCGUUUUACCAGCAUGCAGGGCUUUAUAAUCGUCUUUUCUUUAAAGGCCGGGCAUUACUUCACCAUUGGGUUGGAGUACCAUCAUAUGCAGACAAGACGUCUGGGUACGAAACAUCAGUCGAAAAUGAACAUCAGGGUGGCGGUAACGAAACUAUCGCAAGAGUUGAUCAAGAGUUUUACGAUGACGUCGCCACAAAUGCAAACGCGUCUGAAGACUCAUCAGCUGAAGGUCAGUAAUAUCACAGAUUAGAUAUUAAUAUCUAAAUAUAUACAUUAGAUACUAUUUACAACAUGAGCAGCCGUGUUGUAUCUGAUAUACAAACUCGAGCCGAAGGAGAGAGAGAGUUUGUAAAUAAUUUGAGCGCACAGUAGAUGUAUCAAAUGUACCACAUGUCAAAAAUGGCUCCAUGUGUCUCAGAAUUGCGCCAAAACAAACUUUGCCUAGAUGCAAAGGAAACUGAAAUAUGUCAUAUAUGUUUAAAUGAAUCGUCGCCGUUCCAAUCACUAAAUGAUGAAGACUAUGAGUUUACUGUUAAAAACAACAGACAUAUAAGCGAAAGAGAAAGGGAUAGACUAGAAGGACUGAAAUAUAAUCCGUUUAGCGACUUAAGACUCGCAGACGCCGCAAGUCUAUUAAUUUAAAAAGAAAUGAGUCGAAUUUGCAGAAAGAUUUGCUGGAAAAAUAUUGAGGAUUAUUUCAAAUUAAUGCACUUAAACAUAAGAAGCAUAUCAAAUAAAUUUGACUUGUUCAAUCACAUGCUGGGAUCUUUGAAUACUAAUUUUGUAGUUAUUGGAUUAACUGAGACAUAACUUCAUGAUGAUAAUCUAGAUAAUUUCUCAUUAAUAAACUAUGAUUUUGUGAAUGUAAACAUGCAGAAAACUUAAAAAAAGGUGGUGGAGUGGGUAUUUAUAUUUCACAACAUCUUAAAUAUAAAACUAGAAAUGAUCUGAAUGCCACUAAAGAGGACAUCAUUGAGCAUGUGUUUAUUGAAAUACCCACAAAAGUUAGUAAAAAUAUUAUUGUUGGGGUGAUUUAUAGACCACCAAACAGUAAAUUUGAUGAGUUUGAAAGAACACUGAAUGAAACAUUGUCCAAAAUUGACAAAGAGAAUAAAACGUGCCUUCUCAUGGAUGACUUUAACGUUGAUAUGCUAAAAAAUGAAACGUGUGAUUUUGCAAAUAGACUUACACAAACUCUUUUUAUAUCGUUCUAUUUUCCCUAAUUACAAUGCCUACAAGAAUUACUCAACACACUGCGACUCUAAAUGAUAAUAUAUUUUCGAAUGACCUAGAGAAAAUUAAUUACAGUCAAAAUGGUUUAAUUUCUAGUGACAUCUCAGAUCAUUUACCUAUAUUUCAUAUAUGUGGAGUAAACAAAGAAAAUACCAAAAAUAGAGCACACUAACAUAAAAUAUAGGAAAAUGAUAAAUAGAACUAACCAAUUAAAAUUUGUGGAUAGGAUUAAAUCUAUAUCUUGGGAAAAUGUACUAUCAAACUCUAAUGCUGGAGUUUCAUUUAACAAUUUCCUUAAUAUAUUUAAAGAUAAUUAUGACGCUAGUUUUCCACUUAAGAAAAUUAAUCAGAGAAAAAUUAAUACAGUUAAAAGUCCGUGGAUGACAAUGUCCAUCUGUAAAUCUGUACAAACUAAAAACUCACUUUUUAAGAAAUUUCUAAAAAAUCCUACUGAACGAAAUGAAAAAAACUAUAAAAGAUUUAAAAAUAAGUUGAAACAUGUAAUUAAAAUUUCCAAAAAAACUACACUAUGAAGAAUUAUUCAUAAAAUAUAAAAACGAUACUAAAAUGACAUGGAAGACUAUUAAUACACUAUUAAAUAAAAAUGUAAAAACUAAAGAAUUACCCAACAAAUUCAUUGCAAAAAACUCGGGCGAAUCAAUAACAAAGCUUUCAAAAAUCGCUGAUAAAUGUAAUGAAUAUUUUAUAAAUAUUGGACCACAAUUGACCAGCAAAAUAAAUGGAAAUUUGGAGACUUCAGUUCAAAAAUAUCUUACGGGAAACCAACCUCGUUCCCAGGGCUUCAGUGUGAGGACGAGGCGAGACACGAGGAAGCCCUAGUCUGGGCCGGUCACGUGGCGACAAAAAAUGGCAGUAUUUGACAGCUACUCGUCAAGGAGUGGCGAGAUAUUCUUUAAUGAAAUAUACUAGUCUUCGAAACAAAUAAAUAGCCAAAAGACUUCUCAAUCGAUGUUAUUUAUGUGUAGAGCGAAGUUUGGCACGAAUCAGCUAAAAUCUCUGAAGAUCCCGUCUAUGUUUUCUAAGAUAUACCGAUAUUUCUGGAGAUUUUCAACUACAGGCAAACUGCAUCCAAGCUGCAUCUAGGCGUCUCCAUGCAAGUGAUGAUUCACACGAAAUUACUUUCUCUCGUCUUGAACAAUAUGGCUAUUGCUAUAAUUAAUAUUUAGUCUAAAUAUGCUCUUAUAGAUCUGACUUAGUUCAAUAUAAAUAAACACAAAUAUAAAACCUCGCGUAACCUGUUUAUGCUGUACAGGAAUAUACGGAUGCGCUUGUUUCGCCCGGACACCAACACUUGCCGUUCAUGCAGGAGCGAUGCUUGCCUACAAAUUUUAUCCCCUUCACAAUCUUUGUUUUAUUUUAUCGUAUAAUCGCAAUUUUCAAGUACUCGGGGUAUUCUGAAACUGUAAAACUCGGUGGCGUGCGAAUCUUGUAGAGACUAAAUCGGCCUAGGCGUAAAGCUAUUAAGUAAACAGGGCCUAAAUUAAUUUAGUAGUUUUAUUUAAUUGUUUAAUUUGUCUUGCUUUUAUUUGUCAGUACAGAAUAUUGUAAAUUAAAAUAUUACUACAAUGCAAUACGCGUAGUAUUUCAUCAGACAUCUGCACUAAUAAAUACUGUACAAGCAAAACUACAGCUUAAAUAAUAGUAGACGUUUCUUGUUUUGUCAGGAAACAUCACAGUCCACUUCGACACGGCUUUUGAGUUUUGUAACCGGCCGAGGCGAAAGUAAAUCAUGCAGUCGGGAAAACGUCUUACUUUGAAAGAUUAUUUUGCAAAACAUAUACUCGCACACACAAGAAUCAUAAAAAUACAAAUGUUGAAUUGUUAUUGUCAACUGUCAAGUUCAGUUAUUUUUAGACAAUAUGGUGUUAGCCAAUCAGAAUGCAAAAUAGACCGGCCCAAACCAGGGCUUCCUCGUGUCUCGCCUCGUCCUCACACUGAAGCCCUGGGAACGAGGUUGACGGGAAACUUCAUGAACAGUAUGUUUCUAAAUCCAAUAACUGAAAACGAAAUGAUAAGUAAAGUACUUAAAUUGAAAGACAAUAAAAGCCCUGGGUAUGACGAAAUCAAUGCCAAAAUUAUUAAAACUGUCGCAACAAACAUUAGUCAACCACUUACCCAUAUAUUCAACUUGAGUUUCGCAACAGGUUUUAUCCCUGAGCAGUUAAAGUUGGCCCUGGUUACUCCUAUUUUUAAAGCGGGUGAUAAACAAAUAUUUGAAAAUUACAGACCUAUUUCCGUCCUGACGUGUUUCUCUAAACUAUUAGAGAAACUUAUGUACAAAAAACUAAUUAGUUUUAUUGAGAAAAACAAAAUACUAACAGAAAACCAAUAUGGUUUUAGGCGUAAUAAAUCAACAGAAAUAGCAAUUGUAAAUCUUGUUAGCAAAAUUACCAAAGCAAUGGAUGAAGGUAAAUAUACAAUAGGAAUUUUUUUUGACCUAUCAAAAGCUUUUGAUACCGUCGAUCACGAUAUUUUAUUAAAAAAGAUGGAGCAUUAUGGAGUAAGAGGGCUUGCUUUAACGUGGUUCAAAAACUAUUUAAUGAAUAGAAAGCAGAUUCUGACAUUCAAGCAGGAAAAUUCUAAAGAAAUGAAAAUUACAACUGGUGUUCCCCAAGUAUCUGUUCUUGGGUCAUUACUUUUUUUAUUAUAUACAUAAAUGACAUACAAAACUGCAGUGAUGUUGUUUCAUUUGUCCUGUUUGCAGAUGAUACAAACGCAUUCUAUUCUAAUUCCAGCAUUAAUAUAGCAAAAGAAACAAUGCAAAGAGAGAUGGAUGAAAUACUUAAAUGGUUUAACACAAAUAAACUCUCUAUUAAAUACAACUAAAACAAAAUGGAUCCUUUUCGCAGCACGCAAUAAAAAGCAACCAACUGAAAUUGAUAUUAAAAUAAAGGAUCAGUCGAUCGAACAAGUGAAAUGUACAAAAUUCUUGGGUGUUCUAAUCGAUGAAACACUCACAUGGAAUAAUCACAUUGGUUCAGUUUAAAAAAAAAAUUAAAUCAACCGGAAUUAUUUCUAAAAUUCGGCAUUAUACGAAUCAAAAGACAUUAAAAUUGCUUUACUAUGCCCUUGUCUAUCCUUAUCUCACUUACGCUAAUUUAGCUUGGGGUAACACAUACCCUUCAAAAUUGCAAAAAUUGAUGAGUGCCCAAAAAAGAAGAUUGUGCGUCUAAUCACUUUCAAACCGUAUUCUGAGCACGCGGAACCAUUAUUCAAAAAAUUAAAUCUAUUAGAUAUUUACAAAAUAAAUUAUUAUUUGACCAGUUUAUUUAUGUUUCAAUUUUACAACAUGAACAAUAUGCCCGAAAUUUCAACAAUUUUUUCAAAAAUAAUAAUGAAAUUCAUCAUCACAAUACUAGAAGUUCCAAGAAACUACAUAAAACCAUAGUUAGUAGAAAAUAAAAAUGGUUAGGAAGCUUGACAAAAGUCAUUGUUCUACGUUUUUGUCCAAGUUUAUGGAAAUUUGUGCACUCGGAUUCUGUAUAAUGAGUCGAUUAAUUACCCAAUAAAAACCUUAGUUUCAAUUGCUGAACUGUAAUAUUUGAAUAUUAAUCAACGCAAGACAAAAGAUGUGUGCACUCGGAAUUACAUUUCAACAUCAGACAAAGUUUGAAUAGAAAAUUCUUUGAAGUUUACCGGCCUUCCUAACCAUGUUUAUUUCUAUUAACUAUGAUAAAACCUACACCCGAACUAAUUACAUGAAACAUACUCUCGCCAAUAAAGGAGCAGAUAUUUGGAAUAAUUUGAACGAAGAUUUAAAAUCCAUUAAAUUUUACCAAUCGUUCAAAAAGCAAGCUAAAAUUUAUUAUCAACUACAAGAAUAAUAAUACAGAAUUAUAUUAUUCAUGGUCGUCUAAAACAAUGCUUCCAUCAUCAGGCACUCCUAACUUCGUAUUUGUUGUAUAUCUAUACUAGCAUAUUUUGUGUUCAAUAUAUAGACCACAGUAAGACUUUUUUUAAAUGUUUAUUUCAUUAACAAACGACGUUUCGGAGAUUUACUCCAUCUUCAGGUAGUUAAUAGGAUUACACUUUAGGAUUAUACUAGUAUACUUAUCAGUAGUAUAAAUGCUGACUUGCUCCUUAAUUUGACGAUAUAUAAAAAACGGCCUCAUCUUUCCAAAUUAACAACGCACCCAAGUAUAAAUAAAAUCUCGUGAGCUCCUAACCCAUCGUAACUGACAGUAAGCUCAACACUAACUUAAUCGUUGUGACGUCAUUAUUGUAAAUAUGAAUAAACCUUGUUUCGGUCACAAAUAUAUAUCUUUGAUCUUGACCGUAAUCACAACCCAUCCCUAACCCUAGCUUUAUUGUGCGCGAAACAUGAGAAUCUAACCAUAAACUUUUUUUAACCUUUCUAUCCUACCGUUGCUCUAAAAUCUAUGACAUCAUAACGACAAUUAGUAUGGAAACUUGCACCCAUUUUUGGAACCUUUUCACUAUAGACCACAAUAUCAGCCAAUAAUUAUUUUAAGAGCACACAGAUUAUUCAAUGCUACACAACAACGAUACACUGUAUCACUAUUAAAGACCAUACAUAUACUUCAAGCUAUCGCAAGGCCAGAACUGUACAGUGUCAGUGAGUGCGGACUGUCUGGUAUGAACUAUUUAAAACGCGAGCAGGAGUGUUUUAUCAGAUAUAAAACACGUGAGCGCAGCUCGAAUGUUUUAGUAAACAUAAAAGUCCGGUUCACAUAUAUCUACUUGCACCUGCGGUGUGUCGGCGAGCUAUUGACAACAACUGCUCUGAAAAGCUGUGAACAAUGAUAGCGCAGGUAUACCGCAGGCAUAUAUGUGAACCACGCUAAAGAAAGAGUAAAGUAAAGUGCUUAGCUGAUAUUUUACUUCGCUUGAAUAUACUUCUUCGCCAAAUUGCCUUUCUUUUGAUUUUACUGAAGCGAUGUCGAUCGUUUAAGAACUGAAUAUCGAACAACAUGGUCAACAAAAACUUGCAUUCAAGGACGUCAAAUUAAAGCCACGUUACUUCGAAAACUACAGGGUGUAUCAAAAAACCUGCAAACACUAUAAUUUGCAUAAUUCUGCUGCUUACCAGCAUUUCAAUGUAUGUGUUACUUAUUUUGCUCCUGGGAUUUGAAAAUACAUUCUAACUAACCGCGUUGAUAGAAAUUAGAAAACCAAAAAGUUAUUUGUAACGCAAAAAACUAAUUAUCAAUUCGGCUGCGAAUGGGUCAACUAUUGUGUUUACGCAUGCUUGGGAUCAAUUAGUUCUGAAUCAUGCAAAUUCUAAAAACAUUGUACUGUACUUCAGAGGUUUCUAGGUUUUUUUAUGCACCCUGUCGAGUUGAGGACAUUGUUUUUAAUGUUUCGACACAUGCCUAACAUAACAAAAACAUGAUCAAUUAUAAAAAAUAUUCAAUGCACAUACUUCAAUCCCAUGUACGAUCCUACUGACCUGCCCCUGGUUGCGUUGCAUGCAUGCAUAAACAAUGCGUAUCCACUGAGUAUAGUGUAGUUGCUUUUUGUCAGCCAAAGAAAUUUAAUUAACCCACGAAAUAGCACGCAAAGCAUCGUUCUUUUAAAACGCCAUGUUAUAAACAUAUUUGGCAGUUGCCGGACUGUUCAUACCAUGUCUCCGUGUCAAUUACCUUAUUGUCAAAUCAUAUUCAAACAAAAGGUCUACAACCAAAAGCCUUAAAUUAUAGCAAAGUGAAACUGAUGGACAAUAAUUGAUUAAUUUAUUCGCUUUUAAUCUUGGAAUGAACGCUUUCAGACGUGCAAAUACAAUGUUGAUUUAAAUAAGGCGAAGAGCACAUGCAAACGCAUAAAUUCGCUUUCUAAGCGUUAUAAAUUGUUUGUAAUAAACAAAUUCAGUAUAUAUAGUGUAAGAGCAGCCAGCAAUCAACAGACCAGGCAUACAAUGAAAUACAAAAUACACCAAAAGAACUGCAUCGCUACCGGCUUAUAUAAACUGACUAUGAGAUUCCCCGUAUUUAUAGCAUCAUGCAUGCAAAGCAUUCUGGUCGGCUAACAGCAAUGCAUUCUGGUCGGUUAACAGCAGUGCAUUCUGGUCGGAGAAACGGAAGUGAAAUCUUACUUUCAGAGCCCAAUACGAAUUAGAACUGCUGACAUGCUCGCUCGCUUCAGGCUCGCUCGCUGCGUCAGCAAUUAUUGUAAAACUAUAUCACAACUUUCUUUAAAAUUUUAUGUACUAUAUAUUAACUGACAUAUAGCUAUCGUUUGGAUUUAAUAUUUGCUGUAAUAGGGGCCUUGCACUAAAAGCUUCUCAAAGUUUCUUAAAGGCUCCUAGCUCUAGUGUUCAACUGACGUUAUACUGUAUAUUCUAUCUUAAUUAUGUAAAUAGGGCGAAUUUUUAAAUAAAUAAAUAAAUACAACACGGACGUGAAUGCAGUGUAAAUAGCUUGUGUAACGUCUCGAUGACAACAUUCGUAUUCUCCAAACAAUUUAAAAUAAAUGAAUGAUAUAAUUUGGUGAACUUAAUGUUAUGUAAAUCAGCAUGAUUCUGUAUCAGGUAUGCAAACUCCUUCACGCUCAUGUUUUCUUUUGUGUUUUCUUCAUGAAUUAUUAAUGCGUUUCACAAUUAUUAAUAAAUAAUCUGUGGUAAUUUGUUUAAAAUUCCACUAACCAUAAUUUGGUAUGUAUAAUAUUUGCUCGUUCUAAGAAGAAAUGUAAUAUAUCUUGGUUGAAAAGAAACCCGUCUUGAUAAUUGUUUUCACUGUAAAACGACGAUGAAAGUUGAUAAGAGAUAAUGAGGGUCCAAACUCUCGCUCGUGUUUUCCCGCCAACUCUCGUCGACUCUCGUGCAAUUUCAUCAACUUUGAUCUGGUUCAAAUUUUGAGUACUCUUCAUGAGAGCGCUUGGUAAUAUCCAGUUAACUUUCGUCAUUGUUCAGUUGGUUCAAAUUUUGCUGAAAGUUGAUGAGAGUUUUUGCUGUGCUUGGUAAUAUCCAGUUAACUCUCAUCAGUGUUCAGCUGGUUCAAAUUUUGAGUAGAGUUCAUGAGAGUUUUUGUUGUGCUUGGUAAUAUCCAGUUAACUCUCAUUAGUAAUAUCCAGUUAACUCUCAUUAGUGUUCAGCUGGUUCAAAUUUUGAGUAGAGUUCAUGAGAGUUUUUGUUACGCUUGGUAAUAUCCAGUUAACUCUCGUCAUUGUUCAACUGGUUCAAAUUUUGCUGAAAGUUGAUGAGAAUUCCCGCUACGUGCUGUAAUAUCCAUCAACUCUCAUGCAAUUGUUGUUCUCACUGUAGAUUCUCACUGUCCAACUCUCAUGCAAUUGUUGUUUUCACAGCAGACUCUCACUGGCCAACUCUUAUCAACUCUCGUGCAUUUGUUGUUCUCACUGCAGACUCUCACUGGCCAACUCUUAUUAACUCUCAUGCAAUUGUUGUUUUCACCGCAGACCCUUACUGGCCAAUACUUAUCAACUCUCAUGCAAUUGUUGUUCUCACUGCAGACUCACACUGGCCAACUCUUAUCAACUCUCAUGCAAUUGUUGUUCUCACUGCAGACUCUCACUGGCCAACUCUUAUCAACUCUCACGCAAUUGUUGUUCUCACUGCAGACUCUCACUGGCCAACUCUUAUCAACUCUCAUGCAAUUGUUGUUCUCACUGUAGACACUCACUGGCCAACUCUUAUCAACUCUUAUCAUGCAAUUGUUGUUGUCACUGCAGACUCUCACUGGCCAACUCUUAUCAACUUUCAUGUAAUUGUUGUUUUCACUGCAGACUCUCACUGGCCAACUCUUAUCAACUCUUAUUCUUGUUUGACCAGGGUAUUUAAUCUUUUGUUUCUAAAGACAGGACAUCAGAUCACGAAGAGGUUGAAGUGCCAUCAAAUGCACAAAAGGCUUCUGGACACACUGAACGUAAUAAACGACCGGAAACCUUGAAAACGGGGGCGACAGGCGAUGGUGAUUAUCAGGCACGUUCAAAGGAGGUUGACAUCAUUGACACAUACAUAAUACCAGUUCCAGAGGAAGCACAACACGAAACAUCAGGUCAAAAUGAAACCUGUGAAGAGCCCAAAUUAUCGCCAGAAACUCCUGUUCAUACUGAGCUUGAUGUGAAAGGAAGAAAUACAACGGAAAUCCGUACCUAUCAGAAACUAGCAAAGCAAGACUCAGAUGAUGUUACACCAGCUCACGAGAGAAGAGUGUCGUACGAAGACAUCUAA
This is a messenger RNA of Paramuricea clavata, 12228 nucleotides long. NCBI's taxonomy places the organism in Eukaryota, Metazoa, Cnidaria, Anthozoa, Malacalcyonacea, Plexauridae. The record is from the annotation of a GenBank genome assembly.